This is a messenger RNA of Hibiscus syriacus, 2778 nucleotides long. Its product is annotated as mRNA-capping enzyme-like. NCBI's taxonomy places the organism in Eukaryota, Viridiplantae, Streptophyta, Magnoliopsida, Malvales, Malvaceae. The record is from RefSeq and is a predicted model, not a curated record. Gene Ontology annotation, biological process: protein dephosphorylation; 7-methylguanosine mRNA capping. Bases 348 to 2396 code for a protein of 682 amino acids. The transcript has 18 exons. Gene Ontology annotation, molecular function: ATP binding; mRNA 5'-triphosphate monophosphatase activity; mRNA guanylyltransferase activity.
CAUUCUCUCUCGCCUGUCAUGGAAUCCAUUUUUUAAGUUUGCUUUACUACUCUCUCUCUCUCUAUGCAUAUAUAUUUAUAUUCUCUUUCAAAAUAACCAACGACUUUCUCUCUCUAGUGUUUGGAAGGUAUAUUUUCAGAGAAACGGGAGUAACAACACCCCAUUCUGAUUGUACACUUGCUACAGCUUACUGAGCAAGUUUCUGUACUUAUCGGAUACGGCAGGGGGGAAACGAAAGGAAAUCAGUUUAAUUUUGUGGCUUCAACGGCUCUCUGGACCUUUCAGCUGUAAUUCAUCGUCGAUUGAAUGUUUCUGGUUGUAAGUUUAUGGUUCCGGGUAGAGGCUGAAUGAUUGCUAGUAUGGACUUAAAUGCCUUCCCGUUACCUGAAGAUGACGAUGAAGAGAUAUACGAAAGACAUAUAGAACCUUACACCGCACCAGAACAUGUAGAAUCUGCAGUUGAAAUUUCGAGGAGGGAGCGUGAGGAAAGACGGAAGAAGUUGAAAAAAGAUGGACCAGAUGACCGGCCAGUGCAUGUUUCUCGGCCUGAAAUACUUGAUCACUUUUAUCAAAAUAGGAAUUCCAAGAUUUAUGAUAAAAGUAGGCUCCCUCCUGGUUGGUUGGGUUGUCCUUCGAUUGGUCAGGAAAUUGGCUGCAUUAUUCCUUCUAAGACUCCACUUGGUGAAUCCUAUAAUGACUGUAUUCCACCUGGUAAAAGAUACUCUUUUAAACAAGUGAUUCAUCAGCAAAGAGUUUUAGGAAGAAAGCUUGGUUUGGUCAUUGAUUUGACAAACACAUCUCGUUACUAUCAAACUACAGACCUGAAGAAAGAAGGCAUUAAGCAUGUAAAGAUUCAAUGCAAGGGAAGAGAUGCUGUACCUGAUAACAUGUCUGUAAAUACUUUUUUUUAUGAGGUGUCACAAUUCCUACUACGUCAGAAAUCAAAGAAAUAUAUCCUUGUCCAUUGCACACAUGGGCAUAAUCGCACUGGAUACAUGAUUGUUCACUAUCUCAUGCGGUCACAAUCAAUGUCUGUUUCUCAGGCAAUAAAAAUAUUUUCUGAGGCACGUCCUCCUGGAAUUUACAAACCUGACUACAUUGAUGCCUUGUAUGCAUUUUAUCAUGAAAAAAGGCCUAAAAUGGUUGAAUGCCCUCCAACUCCUGAAUGGAAGAGGUCUUAUGAUCUUGAUCUCAAUGGUGAAGCAGUCCCAGAUGACGAUGAUGAUGAUGGGAGUCCAACUGCAUUACCUGAGAAUCAUGAAACAGAUGUUGUGUUGACAAAUGAUGACAUUUUGGGAGAUGAAAUACCUCAGGACCAGUUGACCUCACUUCGAUUAUUCUGCUACCAUACAUUGAAGUUAAAUGUAGGGGUUAGAGGAAACACGCAAUUUCCAGGAUCACAUCCAGUUUCACUCAACAGGGACAAUUUACAACUUCUAAGGCAACGGUAUUAUUAUGCCACUUGGAAAGCAGAUGGAACACGAUAUAUGAUGUUGAUAACUGUCGAUGGAUGUUACUUGAUUGAUAGGAGCUUUAAUUUUCGAAGGGUUCAGAUGAGGUUUCCAUGCAGACAACCAGCUGAAGGUAUAGGGGAAGGAACUCAUCGUUUCACAUUGCUCGAUGGGGAAAUGGUAAUUGAUACCCUACCAGACUCUCAAAAGCAAGAGAGAAGAUAUCUCAUCUAUGAUAUGAUGGCAUUUAACCAUACAUCUAUCAUUGAGCGGCCAUUCUGUGAACGAUGGAAAAUGCUGGAGAAAGAAGUGAUUGAGCCUCGUAAUUAUGAACGCCAUAACAUCUACCAAAGCAGGAAUCCUUGUUACCGAUAUGACCUUGAACCUUUCAGGGUGCGGAGGAAGGAUUUCUGGCUGCUCUCGACUGUAAAUAAGGUUUUGAAGGAAUUUAUCCCCAAGCUCUCUCAUGAGGCAGAUGGCCUCAUUUUUCAGGGCUGGGAUGAUCCUUAUGUACCUCGCACUCAUGAAGGUCUUCUCAAGUGGAAAUAUGCUUCGAUGAACUCGGUCGACUUUCUAUUUGAGAUCGAUAGCGACGAUCAUGAACAACUUUUUCUAUUUGAACGUGGGAAAAAGAAGUUGAUGGAGGAAAAUAAAGUGGAAUUCAGAGAUGCUUCAGAUCCCCUUUCUUCAUUCUCCGGGAAGAUUAUCGAGUGUGGUUGGGAUCCUGAUGAGCAUGUGUGGGUCUAUAUGCGGAUCAGGACGGAUAAGUCGACUCCCAAUGAUCUCAAUACUUUCAACAAGGUUAUGCGAAGUAUACAGGAUAACAUCACGGAGGAAAUCUUAUUAAACGAGAUUAACGAGAUCAUUCGGUUGCCCAUGUAUGCCGAUAGAAUAAGGAUGGACAGCAUGGCACGUAUGCAUUCAAAUGCAGCACGACGCAGGUGAUCAAUAGCAUUCUGACUGGUGUGCAGUUGAUUCGAUCGAGGUAUCGGACGCUCAGGCGUGCAGGUGACCAAGUUUCUUUCGGUUGCAACUUAGAGUUGGGUGCAUGCCCGGUCUGUCGAACGCAUCGUGUAAUUAGCCGUCUCUCGUUUUUUUAAACGUUAGUGUUGUAGUGUGUGUUCUCUGCCGGUGAGUUUGUAUGAUCCGGGGUGGUAGGUUAGUCGAAUAGUUCGGCCGCAUUCAUGGCCGAAACUACUUUCUUGUAGUUGUUCAGAUCAGGAGGAUUAGAAUUAGGUUAACCGAUGUAUAUUAGUGUAUCCGUUUCUUUAGUUUCUCUCAUGCACUGAUGAUCUCCGAUUUAUUUUACAAGUAACCAUUUCCCGUG